UCUCACUAGUAUUAGAGUUCAGAUUGUAGUUUCACUUUCACGCAAAAGCAUGCUACUCGCUUCUAGCCGAUGUGAAAAUUGUAGCCCACACCCAGCCUCUAGGGCAUCUACUAGCAAAGACAUUGUUUAAUUUUUUUGAUGUAUGUAUACGUUUUAAAUAUAAAAUAAGUAUUUUGACAAAAAAAAAAGUACAAAGAGUAACAAUACUAAAUAUAUCAAUUAAACUAAUUUAGGGAAAUAUAAAAAUGGUAAAAUACAAUUGGACACAUAAUUUCCUUAAGUUAAAAUUUAUUUAAAUGUAUAAAAUAUAUGAUACUUUGAAAAUAAGCAUUUUAAAACCAAGGAAAGAGAUUAUUAGAUUUUCACUUUUACAAGAAUAAUAUAGUUAAAUCAUUUAUUGUUUCGUUGGAAAGAGAAGUUUAUUUGAGUCCACACUAGUUCAAAUUAAGUAAUACUAUAAUAUAUGAAUGACAAUAGUUAGAAUAAUGAAAUCCUGUUAGUUUUUCUGUUAUAUAAUCAACAAAAGGUUCUUUUUGUAAACAAUGAUAUAUCAAUAAAACAUAUCUUCAAUAUAUAGACGACUACAAUAAAUGAUUCUAUGAUAAAUUAAUUUUUGCAUUACAAACAUUCACAAGAGAUGGUUUAUUUACAUAUAUAUAUAUAUAUAUAUAUAUCAUUGGUUAUUAAACUAAAAUGUAUAGAAAAACAUAUUUAAAAUACCGUUUUGAUGUUUGUAUAUUGUAGUCUAAACAAAGAUGAAAAUCAAAUUUGUACCCUAAAGAAAUAGAUCAAAAUUUAAAUCAAAAGGAGAUUGAAAAGAAGACGUUUCUCAAACAAAAAGAAGUUAAUAAGGGGUCAACUAAUUUGGCGGUGAUUAAACAAUAAAUAGGUAGGUGACAAAUGCACACUGUAGCUACACUUGUCUAUUUUCCCCCAAGCCAUGGAAGAAAUGUAUUUAUUUCCUGUUUUAAAACAUUAAUUAAAACUGAGAAGAGGAAAUAAACAAAAGAAAGCUAUAGAGAAAUAAACGGCGUCGUUUUGAACGUGCCUUCUGAGGAAUUGUUGAAGUCUCCCAUCUCUAGUCAAUAAAAGGUAAACUUUUUAGGGGUCCUAAAAUAAAGGGCUACAAAUGUGACACGCCUAUCCAGCUCAUCAGUAAAAAUAUACUCCUAUUUUAAAAUUCUUGUUUUUUUUUCUAUCUUUCAUUAGUCCAGUAAUUUUUACAAUAAAUUAUAUGAUUCGUUGGUUAAUUGACAUGUAAAGAAACUACUGUGGAGUUUAGAAAAUUAAGAAUUCCAAUACCUGAAUCUAACAAAACAUAAAUAAUCAUUUUAUUAAAAAAUAAAUUAAUAAUUUAAUGAAAUAUCUGAAUAAAACUUACAUGAUGAGGAAGUAGGUACGAGAUGAUGUUACUUCGAUUGCAUAUUUUUUUUUUUGUAACUGAAAAAAAUAAAAUAAAAAAUAUUUUUAACCGUAGCAUAACUGUCCACAUAUUAUAUGAAGCAAAUACGAGUAUAAAAAUUAAUCAGAUAGAUAGUUUAGUGUUGAUAUUUUUUUGUAUGAUAUAAAUAUUGUAUCAUCAAAUAAAAUAUAAAAGAAGUAUAAUAUAAAUGAUAUCUAGUCAGACAGUCUAAAUUAGAUAGUAAAUUAAAGUAACUGGACCAAUGUGACCAAAGCUUUGCGGUAAGAACGCUUAAAGUUCAAAACCUCAAGGCCUUGGUUCGAGUAUUGGUCACCACCACCAGGCACCCAACCUUCUUCUUUUUUCAAAAAGAAAAAAAUUAAAGUAACUGUUUUAUGCAUAUUUACAUUUUAAUCUCGUAGCUAAGCGAAUUUAUCAUGCAUAAUGUUUAUGGAUGCAUCUUUUUUACUCUUUAUCUUUGAAGCAAGCUAGGAUCCAAUUUGGUGUUUUCCAGCUAUGAAAUGAUUUUUGAAAACAGAAUUAUUGAUAAGGGAUUAAAAAACUCGGUGAACAUUAGGAUUGAAGCAAUAAAAGUGCCAAAAGGAACAAUAAAGCCAAAUGGUUAGGGAUAAGACAGGUUGAAAUGUAGGUGAGCAAUGAGCAUAAAAGCCAUAAUUUGGUUAUUAUAGAGGACCCCCUCUUAUUGCGGCUAGAUAAUUUAAUUUUCUUGUAAACUAUUUUUUUGAGAAAAAAUAAUUUCAAAUUCACACACAUGCAUCCCGAAAAUUUCUUUCUUAGUUUUUAAUGCAGACUAAACAUUUUUAUGAAAUACGAAGCUUUCAAACUUGAAUAACGGAGUUUAAAGAAAAACAAAAGGUAAGUGAAUCUACUAAAACAUGCCAAAGAAAUCGAGUCUGCUGUUUAAAAAAACUAUUUGAUUUUUACGAUAUAACUUCUAGAUUUACGCAUUUACAUAUUUUUUUGUUAUGUACUGUAUAUACUACACAUGUAAAUACCCAGUUGUAUAAUCAUAAUAGUUAAAGAGUCAUCCUUUUGCUCGUAGAAGUAGGAAUGUAGAAAUGUAUAUACGUAAUACUUAUUAAGGGUCUCACAAAGUAAAUCAUACUUUAAAUGUAUAUACGUAAUACUUAUUCAGGGUCUCACAAAGUAAAUCAUACUUUAAUAAAUGAAAAAAUCCUAGUCUGAAGCCAAAUAAUGAUGUUACAUAAAUAUCAAAGGGAAUAAUUUUAUAGACAACCCUUGUUUUCCAAAAAGAUUGUGUCAAUUAUGGAGUCACAUGCACGAAUUAGCGAACAAUUAUCCAAGAUUAAUCCGAAAUGUCCUUGUUGCUAAGGAUUCCAAUGAGUCUCACCCUUGCGCAUGGUCUAAGUGAGACAAGAAACCUUACAUUGAUAUGAAUAUAUACACAUCAAUGCACGCAUGUAUUAAAUUAUUUGAUAGAGAAAAUGAAAACUGAGACAUCCAUACAAUACAUCGCUCUGUCCCUCUCUCUCUAAAAAACUUCAAUAUUUUAUCUCUUUUUGGAAUUAAAAGGUUAACCUUUACUUUUUCUUCUCCCCUCACUGUCGAUCGAUCUUGUCUUUCAGCUGAAUAUAAAUCUAAAAAUGGAAGACCACCAUACUCAGUACGGUAUACCGGAACUCCGGCAGCUCAUGAAAGGCGAAGGGAGGACGACUACGACGGCAUCACCGUCCACUUCUCAUUUUCCUUCUGAUUUUUUCGGCUUCAACCUGGCCCCGGCCGCGCCGCCGCCACCGCCUCAACACCACCGUCUACAUCAGUUCACUAUUAACCAGGAGAUGGGUUUCUUGCCACAUGGCAUACACGGGUUGGGUGGGGGUUCUUCGACGGCUGGAAAUAACAGUAACUUAAACAUGAGCACCAGUGGUGGAGGAGUUGGGUUUAGUGGGUUUCUCGACGGAGGAGGUCUCGGCGGAAGCGGAGGAACGGGACGGUGGCCGAGACAAGAAACCCUAACUCUGCUGGAGAUUAGAUCUCGUCUUGAUCAUAAGUUCAAAGAAGCUAAUCAAAAGGGACCUUUCUGGGAUGAAGUUUCUAGGAUUAUGUCUGAGGAAUAUGGAUACCAAAGGAGUGGGAAGAAAUGCAGAGAGAAGUUUGAGAAUCUUUACAAAUACUAUAAGAAGACUAAAGAAGGCAAAGCCGGAAGACAAGACGGUAAACACUAUAGAUUUUUCCGGCAGCUUGAGGCGCUCUACGGUGAUUCCAACAACUUGGUUUCUUUUCCCAAUCAUAACACACAGUUCAUGAGCCAUGCUCUUGGUUUCCACACUCAAAACGCUAUGAACAUUACUGCAACAACGUCUAACAUUCAUGACGUUGAUAGUGCUCAUGGUCUUUUACAUCAUCAAAGCCUAAGUAUUUCUAACAACUACAACUCCUCCGAGCUGGAACUGAUGACUUCGUCUUCUGAAGGGAAUGAUUCUGAUAGUAGAAGGAAAAAGAGGAGUUGGAAAGCUAAGAUCAAGGAGUUCAUUGAUGUGAACAUGAAGAGGUUGAUAGAGAGACAAGAUAUUUGGCUCGAGAAGCUGACAAAGGUUAUCGAAGACAAAGAGGAACAAAGGAUGAUGAAAGAAGAGGAAUGGAGAAAGAGUGAAGCUGCGAGGGUUGAGCAAGUGCAUUUGUUUUGGGCUAAAGAGAGGGAGAGGAUGGAAGCUAGGGAUGUGGCGGUUCUUGAGGCAUUGCAGUACUUGGCCGGAAAGACGUUGAUAAAACCGUCAUGUUCGUCCCCGGAAGAGAGGAUUAAUGGUAAUAAUGAGAUCCAAAACAAUAGUGAGAAUGUUUCUCUUGAAGGAAGUGGUAGCUGCUGGAAUGAGCAAGAGAUCAUAAAGCUUAUGGAGAUAAGAACUAGCAUGGACACGGCGUUUCAAGAGAUAUUGGGAGAAUGCUCCGAUGAAUUUCUAUGGGAGGAAGUCUCAGCGAAAUUGAUUCAGUUAGGGUUUGAUCACAAAAGUGCCUUAUCGUGCAAGGAAAAGUGGGAAUGUAUAAGCAAUGGAAUGAGGAAAGAAAAGAAGCAAAUCAGCAAGAAAAGGAAGGACAAUUCGUCGAGCUGCGGCGUGUACUAUCCAAGAACCGAGGAAAAUGCGAUCUACAACAAUCAAGAAAGUGGAUAUGAUGAUAAUGAUCAGCAUCAUCAUCAGAUGAAUGAACAAGACAAUGUAGUUUCUUCAACAUCAAACGCAGCUGCUGGAGAUUUGAGAGGCGCAAUGGCUGCUAGUACAAACUGCUUCCCGUUCGUCAUGGGGGAUGGAGAUCAGAAUUUAUGGGAGAGUUAUAGUUUGAGGCUAAGUAAAGGAGAGAAUCAGUGAGUGUAUUUUCGAUGGAAUUAUGUUUAAAAAUCUUAAUAUUAGGGCAGAAGGAUUUAUGAUGCCUUUUCUUUUUAGUUUAGUUUGGUUACGGCCGGUAUCUAGCAAGGAUAUUUAGAAAAAAAAUUUAAAUCAAACUUGUUUAUCCCUUUUCUAUUGGGGUUGGACCAACUUUGCUGCCAUGGUCUGGUUCAUAUCAUUUAACUGAUCGUUGUAACUUGGUUGAACUUUGGUCUAGCGUACUUAAUCUAAUUAAUGUAUGUACAUAAAUUGAGAAAAGAAAACAUACUUUGAAGGUAGAGAUGUACGUUUGGGGUAACCCUAGAGAGAAAGAGAUAGAUCAGUUAUGAAGAUGGAGACAGCAGGGAGGAAUAGUGGUGAAGUAAGCUCUGGCCGAUUCAGUGUGUUGAUGGUCAGAGAGAAAGUAACCAUUUGCCUUUAUCUCUCUCCAUGAUCUCACUCUUAUCCUUUUGGCCCUAUUCCCUAUAGAGGACAGUGAGACACGAGCACGAGUCAAUACAACCCUUGGUACGUACACAUUAUUGACAAUGUUGAUUAAUUCUGAAUUGUCUCUAUUCUCAUUUAAAUGCUUGUUCAGUUUAUGGGUUCCACACAAGACCAUUCCUACUACUAGAUUUGAUAAUUCUUCUUGUCAAAUUUUAUUAAAUGUUUAAUUUGGAUAUAGAUGUUGACACUUGAAUAGGGAAAACAUCGUAGUUAUUUUGUGUCAUUAAUGCUGCAUGUGUCAUAUAUCUUGUGGCAAUGUAGAGAAUACGUCACGCAAUCGUGUUCAGAAGUUCAAUGUGUACUAAUUCUUCAAAACAACCCAUAGAUUACAACCACUUAAAAAUUAUGCUUUAUGGCUGAGACUUAACCACCUUGAAUGAAUGAAUGUUUGUUGUGUUAAAAAAAAAAAAA
Brassica rapa (field mustard) is the source of this 5664-nucleotide messenger RNA. RefSeq names its product trihelix transcription factor PTL. NCBI's taxonomy places the organism in Eukaryota, Viridiplantae, Streptophyta, Magnoliopsida, Brassicales, Brassicaceae. The record is from RefSeq and is a predicted model, not a curated record.